Scheffersomyces amazonensis is the source of this 2151-nucleotide messenger RNA. RefSeq lists its product as uncharacterized. The record is from RefSeq and is a predicted model, not a curated record. The transcript has a single exon. NCBI's taxonomy places the organism in Eukaryota, Fungi, Ascomycota, Pichiomycetes, Serinales, Debaryomycetaceae. Gene Ontology annotation, biological process: protein phosphorylation. Gene Ontology annotation, molecular function: protein kinase activity; ATP binding. The coding region runs from base 1 to 2151 and encodes 716 amino acids.
AUGAAUCGAAAAACUUUAGAUGAUUUCAUUAGCUUUGAUAAUGCUGUAACUAUAUUAACUCGCAAUUUUAGAAGAGGAGAGGAUAUAGAUAUAUUCCAAAUUGGCGAAGAGGGAAGACUAAUGUAUGAACAGAAUAAAGAAGAAUUGAGUGUUUAUCUAAAACAGGCAACUAAUGAGGAAUUAGAUGAAAAGUUAAACGAAUUCUCUAUGAAUGAGUUGCAAAAUAUAUACACGAAAGAAGACUGUAUAAGCCUCAUUUUCGAGCUUCAUAAUUUUCAUCAGUUACAUUCCAUACCAUUUGACAAUACUAAAGAGCUUUGGAAGUUACAAAAGCGUGUUGUAAAGGAUCUCAAUUACUAUGUCAAAAGAAAUAAGUUAUAUUUCAGUGAAUACUUUGAUUGUUAUGCACAUUUGAGUUUCUUUCUUCGAAUGAAAGUUCCGGUGAUUGAAAUUAAUAAAAAUCCAUCAUCUGAUAAUAGGCACCAUAAGUUUAAAGCACUAGUAGGAAACUUUUUUCCGAAAUCAUCCUUGAUCAAUUAUAUAAUGCCCGGUGAUUCUUCAUUUAGAAUUGAAAUGUCAGUGCUUGAAGAUUUUCAAUAUGCUCCUGAGUACCCAAAAAAUAAUAAGGAGUAUCUGGAACUGGAUAUAAGUGAUUAUUUUAUGACAAAUAUAAUAAAGCCUGUUUGUCGGCUUUUACCAGAAAAUGUUUCCUAUCAUCGAGAACAGCUGCAAAAGCUUUAUACGAGGUCAGUACCAGAUAUUUCCAUCAACAGUGAUGACCAGGUUAUUCCCAUAGAAUUAAAAAAGUUUUCCUUUAGCAAAUAUUUAGAUAAUGAUCAAGAAAGAAGAAUUCGGUUUAACGAAUCGUUCAGCCAGGUCCUACGCCAUUGUCUUUCCACAAAGAAUUUGGUGGGUAUCUUAAGCAACUAUAAGGAGAUAGUCGCAAUCGAUUUUACUAAUUCUUCUCCCCUGGAAGAUUAUUUUCAUUUAAAAAAAUGCAAAAUUUUGAGGCAAUUGUCAUGUGAAAUGAUCAAAUUGGCCAAUCCUUUACAAGUCCUUAUGUUUAUUAGGACUUGCAUUAGUAAUCCUAAUCAAGAAGAAGAGGCAGCUGCUCUUCUUGACAGGUUAAAACUUCAGUCCAGCAAAAGGAAAAUGGUAAUAAACCAUUUAUAUUAUCAUUUAUGCCAUUUUAUACAAAGUUUAGUUGAAAUUGUAAACAAGGAGAAAGAUCUUAUACCUUCUCAGAUAGACCCACAUAGUACGGAACAACCAUCUAAAGAAUAUGCUAAAUUAGCAAAACAGAUUUACGAUGAAGUCUACAGCAUCAAUAAAUUAGAUAUAAAAAAUAUGUUAAAAAUUGCCCAACAGAUUCGUCGUUUGGAUAGAAUAUUUAAUAACACAUUGUCUAUAGAAGGUGUACAGGAGAAAAUACCAUUAGCAUGGAACCAAAUUAUUUCAGGUGCUAAGUUUGGUACUAGGAACUCUAUAGUCGUUAAGACUAAAAUUGGUGGCACCGAUUCAGUUAUCAAAAUCUUUGAUCCAAUACGCACCACAUCAUUCACUUUGACCAACGGGAAUGCUCGUGAUAGUUUGGCCAUUUGCCUAACAAAUAUGAUUAAAGAAGUUGCAAGUCUUCACAUUCUUAGGAAGCAUCCUUUCAUUCCAAAGAUAACUGGCAUUGGAUUUAUAGAUAAUAUUAAUGAAGAAUUCGUCUCUGAAUUAAGUAUUGAAAAUCCGGUAGUUUGUGGCUUCUAUUAUACAUAUGAUUUUAUUGAAGGUCAAAUGCUCUCUGAAUUAACGUUGCAACAGAAACAAUUCCUUGAGCCUACAAUUCGAAGUAUGAUAGAUCAAAUAAAUAGUGAAGGCAUUGCACAUUUAGACUUGAAUGAUUCGAACAUUAUAGUUGAAGACUAUGAUGCUAGAAAAGUCCACAUAAUUGAUUUCGGCCACUCGUACAUGGAUUGGGAAAGAACAUAUUAUUGGCCAGCUGAUAGACCUGGUGGUAAACGUGAAAAACCUAAGCUGCCAACAGUUUUCAGUGAAAUGUUAUCAAUAGAUGAAGAGGCCCAAAAUAGAAUCUUUUCUAGAACAAAUGCAAAGCCCUUAAAUGAGUGUCAACGGAGGAAUAAGUUGGCUCGGUUGAGUUUGUAA